AAAAAAGCUGAAGCACUAGAGCUGUAGUUCUUUUUCGUGCGUAAACGGGAUAGGUUGUUCUUCCAAAUUCUUAGGAGUUGUGCUCCACUUUCAGGCUGAGGAGUUUAUUUGGAGAUAGUGUCCUGGGUGGAGUUUUCUUUGCCUCCGCAAGAGUCCCUGCGGUGCACGGAUUACAAUGCAAAGGAUUUUGGAGGUUUGGGUCACCUUGGUGACACUUUCCGCGCUGACCGAGGGGGUCUUUGCAGGAUACGGGCUGAGCAUGUUUGCUGCGCAGUCUUCUCCUCCGGACCCGUGCUAUGACGAGAACGGGAACCCGCGGAGAUGCAUCCCCGAUUUCGUCAACUCCGCUUUUGGGAAGGACGUGCGCGUUUCCAGCACCUGCGGCAACCCGGCCGCCAGGUACUGCGUGGUGACCGAGAAGGGAGAGGAGAGGACGAGGGACUGUCACACGUGCGACGCCGGGGAUCCCAAGAAGUCCCAUCCACCUGCGUAUUUGACAGACCUCAACAACCCUCACAACCUCACCUGCUGGCAGUCUGAAAACUACGUGCAGUAUCCGCAGAACGUCACGCUCACCUUGUCGCUGGGUAAAAAGUUCGAGGUCACCUAUGUGAGCCUGCAGUUCUGCUCACCGAGACCCGAGUCCAUGGCCAUCUACAAGUCCAUGGACUACGGCAAGUCAUGGGUGCCGUUUCAGUAUUACUCCACUCAGUGCAAGAAAAUGUACAACAGGCAGAACAAGGCAACGAUCACCAAGCAGAACGAGCAGGAGGCCAUCUGCACGGACUCCCACACGGACAUGCACCCUCUCACAGGUGGACUCAUCGCCUUCAGCACCCUGGACGGCAGACCGUCGGCGCACGACUUCGACAACUCCCCGGUGCUGCAGGACUGGGUGACGGCCACCGACAUCAAGGUGAUCUUCAGCCGGCUUCACACUUUCGGAGACGAGAACGAGGACGACUCGGAGCUGGCACGAGACUCCUACUUUUACGCCGUGUCGGACCUGCAGGUCGGGGGACGGUGCAAGUGCAACGGACACGCUUCGAAGUGCGUCAAGGACAGAGAAGGGAAUCUGGUUUGUGAGUGUAAACACAACACGGCGGGACCGGAGUGCGACAGGUGCAAACCUUUCCACUACGACCGACCCUGGCAGCGCGCCACGGCCAGAGAAGCCAACGAGUGUAUCGCCUGCCACUGUAACCUGCACGCCCGCCGCUGUCGCUUCAACAUGGAGCUGUACAAGCUGUCAGGCCGGAGGAGUGGCGGGGUCUGCCUCAACUGCCGUCACAACACAGCGGGACGCCACUGUCACUACUGCAAGGAGGGCUACUACAGGGACAUGACCAAGUCCAUCUCUCACCGGAGAGCUUGCAAAGCAUGUGACUGCCACCCCGUUGGAGCAGCAGGAAAGACGUGUAACCAGACAACGGGCCAAUGCCCCUGCAAGGACGGAGUGACAGGAAUCACCUGUAACCGCUGCGCCAAGGGCUACCAGCAGAGCCGCUCUCCCAUCGCUCCCUGCAUCAAGAUCCCAGUUGCAUCUCCUACAGCAACUUACACCAGCUACGAGGAGCCGUCAGAUUGUGAAUCUCACUGUAAAGCUUCCAAGGGAAAGAUGAAGAUCACCAUGAAGAAGUACUGUAAAAAAGACUACGCUGUCCAAGUGCACGUCCUGAAGGGAGACAAAGCCGGCGAGUGGUGGAAGUUCACCGUCAACAUCAUUUCCGUCUACAAACAAGGUGAGCACCGCAUCCGCCGCGGGGACCAGCUGCUGUGGGUGCGCGCGAAGGACGUGGCCUGCAAAUGCCCCAAGAUCAAGCCCGGGAGGAAGUACCUGCUCCUGGGCACGGACGACGACUCCCCCGGGCAGAGCGGCGUGGUGGCGGACAAGGGGAGCCUGCUCAUCCCCUGGAAGGACCUGUGGGGCCGCCGGCUGAGGAAGUUCCAGCAGCGCGACAAGAGGGGAAAGUGCUAAAAGUAGCGGGGAGAGAAUAAGAGAGAGAUUGAGGGGGAGGUGGAGGCAAAACAACACCUCUACUGGGACUGAAUGCGAGGAAGAGGAGAGGAUGGAUGGAUGAAUAAAAAUAAAUAAAUAAAUAAAUAAACUGGAAGAAUAAAAGAUAGAGAGACACAGGUGAAAAGUAGGAGAGAUGGGGGAACGACUGAGUGCUGCUGCUCUGAGUUGGAGCGAAGAGAUUAGUGUUUUUUGUUUGUUUUUCUUUUUAGGAACUUUUGUGAAGGAGCUCAUUCUACAGUUUUUCUGUUCGUCUUUCAAGGUUUGUUUUGUCGUGUAAUUGCAGAGUUUGCACCUAAUGUUACAGAUAUGUCACAUCCUGACUAUUUUACCCAUGAUGCUGUUGUUUUUUCUUUUGUUUUUUAAAAAGUCCCUUCAGUUGUUUUUAAAGAGCAAUGCAUCUACUGUAUCACCCCUUCUGUGUCUUCAGAGGAUCUAUGUCCAGUUCAAAAGGCUGCUCUUGCAACCUGCCAAACUUUGAAGAAACUUUUUUUCUCAACAGCUGGAAGCGAAAACAAAAAAAAAAAAAAAAAAAAGAAAUUGUGAAAUUGUGAAAUUGUUUAUAACUGCGGUGAGAGUGCCAUCCUGCCCGAGAGCUCCCUGCUCGUAUGUGAGUGUUACCUCAGUGUUGUGGGAACAAAACGCCAUAAUGAUCCUCUCCUCAUUCUGUAUAAUGAUCUCAGUACAUGCGAGUCUUUGUUUCGGCGCUUAUCGAUAUAUAUCCGCAGUUAUGUUGUGGUUGUGACCUCUGCAAUGUAAAGUAACCAUACGUGCAUACAUAGACAUUUAUUUUUUAGUAGACGGUGCCGUAGCAUCAGCUAGAUGUAGAGUAGACGUGUCAACCAUGCACUUAUUUUUACUAGUCAAACCCUUUAGAACAUAUGAGAUAUGUUCACGAUUAUUAUUAUUUUUAUUUUUUAUUUUUUAGAGUGGCAUCCAAAAAGAAAAGAAUCCCAUACUGAACCAUAUGAUGCAAAAAGCUGCCUCACUGAUGACUUGCUCUGUGUGGGCCGAUGUGUCUGAUUGACAGCGACAGUCCUGUUGAAAACGUGCAGAAGACAGUGUUGAUUCUCCAGGAGACGUGAGGCGGAUGUCACCGAACAUCUGCAAAGUGAGAGCGCUGAUUGAUUCUCACUUCGUUCAUUUAAAAAAACUAAGAAAAUUUAAAAAAAUAAAAUAGAAAGAAAGAAAAGAGAGAGAGAGAGAGAGAAUAUCGACCUAUCAAGCAAUCCUCAUACCACUGACAUACUGCAUGCUCACUAUUUACUGUAGCUGACUGAUAGCUAACAAUGAUUGUGAAUUAUGUACACAUUUAAUUUGUAUACAGUACUCAGUGUUGUGGGAAAAUAACCUGUGGAGUGAUGAGAUAUCACAGAUGUUUUAUUGUGCAGUGCGUUCAGCACGCCGCGUGUUCAAACGUCCGUCACCUCAACGCCACUUUUUGACGACUGGAUUCCAUUAUCAAGACUUGGUACUCGACAAAAAGGCAUGAGCGAUUGUCUACAUGUUAUAUAGCUGUAUAGUAUUACUUCUUCUUUUUUUUUUUUUUUGUUGUUGUUUUGUUAAACAUUAACUAGAUCUAUCUCCAUGUGAACUUAACCAGAGUUUUAAAUACUAGAGGCUUAAUAAAUGGAAAAGACAGUCUCACACACUGAGACUUUUGAGUUUACACAUACACAAAAAACAGACAGUACACUAACACGUAUGCAGGGCCACACCUAAUAAGACACACAGGUACACCUCAGUACUCUGUGCAUCAUAUACUGUAUGCAUUUGAAAAUUUACAACGUGCUAAUAAAGUCUCUGCCAACACAUCUGCACCGACGCAUUUCAACCUGUUUUGCAGCCGUUUGUAAUAAAAGGUACUCGCCACCAGACUCCCGCUCUCCAUAAAUAUUAUAUCUGAAUAAUUAUCUGCUCAUGUUUAUACAUUGGCUUGUAAAUGAUGUUUAGCAGUGUCCAUUGCAAAUGGUUGUGUAAUGUCUUGUAAUACUAAUAUAUUAUGUUUAUCACAAAUGAAUAUAUUUAAUGACACAUGAAACAAUGUGGCUUUUGUGGUUUUUAUUUUUGACCUUUUAUUUUUUACUUUUUGCAUUGAAUUGUAGAUGGCUGUAAUGAAAAGUAUUGAUACGUGUCUGGCUAUUGAACAGCCUGAUAGAACUGAAAAUUAAUUCAUCUGAA
Messenger RNA from Seriola dumerili (greater amberjack), 4198 nucleotides. It is a transcript of the gene ntn1b, whose product is annotated as netrin-1-like. Lineage: Eukaryota; Metazoa; Chordata; Actinopteri; Carangiformes; Carangidae. The record is from RefSeq and is a predicted model, not a curated record. Gene Ontology annotation, molecular function: protein binding. The coding region runs from base 176 to 1978 and encodes 600 amino acids. The transcript has 7 exons.